This is a messenger RNA of Mixia osmundae IAM 14324, 2931 nucleotides long. RefSeq lists its product as uncharacterized. Gene Ontology annotation, molecular function: protein binding. Lineage: Eukaryota; Fungi; Basidiomycota; Mixiomycetes; Mixiales; Mixiaceae. The record is from RefSeq and is a predicted model, not a curated record. The transcript has 4 exons. Bases 1 to 2931 code for a protein of 976 amino acids.
AUGUACGGCGCUUCACAGGCCUUCAGGUCGCAAGCGUCUAUCCAGACCGAAGGCAGCUCUGCGCCAACACUGAACCGUCGAAAGUCACAGAGUCGUACCUUUGGUCGCCUAUCGCUGGCCGGAUUCGCCAGUCGCUCCUCCUUGCAACUCUCUGUAUCGCCGCCCAACGAUGUAGCAGAUGAUGCAAGCGAAGGCACAGUCCGGCCGGCUGGUCCACGCGGCAUUCGCAUCCUGCAACGCCAGGCUUCUUCCAUCUCCAUGCUGUCCACGAGCUCGAGCUCAUCCAUGUCGACAUCCACGCUUCGCGCUGGGCGUAGCCAAGAGUCACUCGCGUCUUUCUCUAGCCUCGCUAGUUCUUCCAUCGUUCAUGCCAAGCGAAUGCGCCGCAUCUCUGGCUUCCUCAUGCCCCUGUCUCGUUGGUCAAAGAGAACCUCGGCACUUUCCGUAGCAGACUCCUAUCCUCUUCAUAUCGAGGAUGAGGCUCGCGAUAUGACGGAUGACCUCACUUCGCGCGACGAAGCCGUCGACCUCUUCGACCUUGCCGUGCGUCUUGGUAUGUCGAUGAUGUACAAACCAAAGCCGGCUGACUUAAUCGCAGAUUUGCUCAAUGCGAUGCCACUCGAAAUCGCUCUUCACACGCUCAGUCUGCUCGAUCUUGAAACACUGUGCACUGCCAGGCUAGUCUGCAAAAGCUGGGAAAAGCUCGUAUCGACGCCAUAUCUAUGGAAGCUCAAGUUUGACGAGCAACCGCACUGGAAGAUCCGUCCGGAACUCAUCGAGAGCUCCCGCAUGUCUUAUGCUUAUCCGCCUUCGUCAGCAGCAGAAACAAUACGUUCACACCGCACUUCGAUCCUCUCAAGGAGGCUGUCAGACUUGGUCGAUAGCAUCUCGAGUAUCUCCCUGCAUUCGACAAACCGACCAAUCUCCAUGGUCAGCCACCGUUCAUCCCGCGUCGUCGAGCUCGCAAGUGAAGGAUCUUCGCGUAGCCGACGUCAAAGUAUGGCCUCCCUCUCGCUCACGCCGCUGCGCUCUUCUAUGGAGCUCAAGCGAGCAUCACGUGCAUCACGAGCCUCUUUCGACUUGAGUGCGCUCGAUGCAGCCAAGUCGCCGGCUUCUUCUACGAGACUCGAUUGGCAGAAGCUCUUUCACGAUCGCUAUCUGUUGCAAAAGCGGUGGCAGAGCGGUGACUGUACCACCCAGACACUUCGAGGCCACGCAGAUGGCAUCUACACCAUUCAAGCUAGCGAUGACCUCAUCGUCACAGGUUCAAGGGAUCAAACCAUCAGAGUUUGGGAUGCACGUACUGGUGCUACGAAGCGCAUCCUCAAGGGUCACACUGCAUCAGUCCUCUGCUUGCAGUAUGACAACCUCGAGCUCAUCUCUGGAUCGUCGGAUGGUCUUAUCCGCGUAUGGUCCCUCAGCACGGGCAAAGUCAAGAGCGUCUUGUCGGGACAUGCCCUCGGUGUUCUCGAUCUACGCUUUGACGACUCGAAACUCAUCAGCUGCAGCAAAGACGCCACACUGAAGCUAUGGUGUCGUGCUACGGGUUCUCACGUUCGAACCCUACAUGGCCAUUCAGGGCCCGUCAAUGCGCUGGGGCUGCAAGGCAAUCAGGCUGUCUCGGCUAGCGGCGACUGCUCCUUGCGCCUCUGGGAUCUGGCUUCAGGCCAGACGGUUCGUCAAUUCAAGGGUCACGAACGCGGUCUCGCAUCUGUCUCUUGGCACGGCGAUCUCAUCGCAAGUGGCAGCAACGACGAGACUGUCAGGAUAUGGUCCGCUUCGACUGGCGAGUGUCUAAAUGUCUUAACUGGCGGCCAUGUCGAUCUCGUCCGCGCACUUGCCUUUGCACCCGGCGGCAAUUUUCUCGUCUCUGCCGGUUACGACGGCGGCAUCACCAUCUGGAAUCCUCACGCUUCGGCUGAUGAGGAUACGCGGGUCAGCACGUUCAGCAAAGCGCACAAUUCCCUCGUAUUCUCACUGCUCGUGUUGAGUAUCGUGCACGUGCCGCGUCCCGUGGCCGCAUCGCCGAAAUCGACCGAGCUCGCUCGAGUGGGUAUCCCUUCUGCAUGCUCCGCACCUUCUUGCUGCCUAUAUAAAGCUGUGUUCCUGUCCCUUGCGGCCGUCAUGACAGCAAGCGAGCUUGGCUUCCACGCCUUCAUGCCUACAGUAGCGAUUGUGAACAACUCCAUCGUCCGAAAUAACUUCAAGACCACUACAUGGAUACUACUGGGCAGCGCGUUGCAGUCUUGCGUCGUCAUGACCGGCUUGCCUGCUCGGACCGUCUGCAUACCUGCUCUACUUAUCACUGCCGUGCUCAUUGCGAAGACGAUACUGGUCGCCGCAGGCUUUCUGCCGAACGAGCACGCAGCAGGAGCUUUACCUGGCCGAACGAUGGCUGCCAUGCCAGACGAGACAGGCGGUCUGAGCACGAGUCAAGCCAGCGGAGACAUCGUCUGCUUGCACCUCGCCAUGCGCAACAAUAGCCCUCUCGGCAUUGCUGAUCGGUACUUUGGCAAGAUGGGCGGCUACAUGACCGCCAUGAUGGAGGAUCUCUCCAAAAACCGCGCGACGAACGGCUUGUUGAGCAGCUCGAGCUUCAUGGGCAGCGAACGAGACACGAAUAGCACGAUGCUCUUUGUCAUGUACUUCAAAUCCCUCGAAGCCUUGCAGAAAUUUGCACAUAGCGGGCAUCACAAGGCAGCAUGGGACUGGUGGAAUCGCGAUCACGAAGCAAUGAAGCACCUGUCGAUCAUGCACGAGACCCUGGUGAUUCCCGCUGAGAACUGGGAAACCAUCUACGUCAAUACUGCGCCGACCAUGCUCGGCAGCGCAAAGUAUGCUGUUGAGAAGGACGGUGAAAUUGAGCUCAUUCAGGGCAUCACGAACGCGAAGCGGGGCGGCUACACCUCGCUUUCUAAACGAGUCCUGUAG